Durotheca rogersii is the source of this 2268-nucleotide messenger RNA. RefSeq lists its product as uncharacterized. Lineage: Eukaryota; Fungi; Ascomycota; Sordariomycetes; Xylariales; Xylariaceae. The transcript is spliced from 3 exons. The coding region runs from base 1 to 2268 and encodes 755 amino acids. The record is from RefSeq and is a predicted model, not a curated record.
AUGGACGAAUUUUCCGACGAUGACUUCGAUGCCCUGAAUGCGAAUGCCCUGCAGGAGCUCGAAAACAAUGCCAUCCGAUCCACCCAGGCCCAGAAAAAGUACCAGCCGUCCCAGCCGCAGGCCCAGCCACUCUACAUUCUCGAUGACGACGAUUUUAGUGAUUCCAUCGUAAAGGACGAGCUUCUCGGAAAGUCUGCCCUGCUGUCGGAGAAGACUGCCCAGAUUCCCUCCAGGAUAGUCCCCGAACAGCGACAGCCGUGGGGUGCUGCGAUACCUGUGCCUCCGAGCCGCCUUCGCCCUCAGCCCGCUGCUUCGACAUCGCGGCAGCCUGCAACAGCCCUCGCCGGCUCGCGUGCCCCGCCCUCAUCCUACAGUCGCAUAGGCCCCCCUCCUCUACCUCGACCGCCUCCCUCCAUCACCGCGAGAUACCAAGCCUCGCAAGCCCAGGGGAAAAAUGCACCGUCGAGCCACGAGAUUGCUUCUUUGCAGGCCCAAAUAUUAGACCUGAAAACCAGGCUCACCACCAAAGAUGGCGAGAUAGGUAUCAUACGGAAACGGCUCGAGAAGGCACGCGAAGACCACGAGCGCGAGCUUCAGACGUUGAAGAAACAGACGGUAGAUCAGGUCUCGAAGCAUGAGAGGGCUCUCGAGGCGGCCAAGGCUGCCCAGCAGGCCGCCCAACUCGCCGCCUCUACCGAGCUCGAGUUCACUAGGCGGGACUUCAGGGAGGAGCUGGCCCGUGCUAAGCGCAUAGAUGGACCGGUAACGCCCAAGAAGAACGCCGCUGCAAAGUCGUGGGGCAUCGCGGACGGGUUCGAAGACGUAGAGAUCGCAGGUAGUCCUAGUAAGGGGCAGAGGGGGAAGGGCGCCGGAGCCGUUGCUAGUGCUAUGGCCGAGCCGUCUGCGAAGCAAGCGAGAACUCCUACGAAAGGAAAGCGGAAACGCCUGGCCGUCGAUAGUCCAAUCUCGGCGCUCGAGAUUCAUUCCGAGAAUGCGAUGCUGCUAGACAACGCGGACGUAAAGGACGACAAUGGCGCAUGCCCCGUAAAUACCGCGCCGAAGGUCGCGUCUUUCGACUAUAUGAAGGUGCUACUGAAUCACAGCUCACCGCGCGGCCACUCGCCGUCAUUCGAUUACUUGGCUCGCUUUGCACUGCCAUCAAGACCGAUGGAAAGCCUCGCUUCGAUACUCUUUCAGAAAUUAGCUAUCAUUGGCGAUCCCGAGGACCCUUUGCGUCUGCCGAUCGAGUUUUGCGAGCUGGUGAUUCAGCUGUGGGACAGCUGUCGCAAGGAGAAUUACUUGGAACCGAUAAUGGAGUUGGUUUCUUUGGUUUACUUGACGGUACAGCUGUAUACCCUGGCAAUCGCUCCGUACAUCGCCCCGUCUCUUUUACCGGUUGCGAUGGACUCGUGUUACGAAGUCGACAUACCGAGAUUCCUGAACCAAGGCACCGGAGACCCGACGGAUGAGGCGUGGAAGAAAUUCAACGCGAAUAUAUCGACCACGGAGAUUUUGUCCUUGUUGUACCUGACCUCGCUGGGGUGCGCGGCGUCGCCACCGGUGAGGGGUGGGUUGACGGAACCCGGAGUGGAUUUCUGGAGCCAGGUUCACGUGGAGUUUGUGCUCUUACAGCUGAGCCAGAAACACCCGGUGGAGGAUUACCUGAUCGUGCUUAGAUGGAUCCGAACGUCGGUAUUCCCAGAUAGUGUCGGGCCCAUCAGCCCAAACAAGACAACGGAGGUGGUAUCGGGCGCGCUGAUCGAACGAGUUUCUCUUCUGCUGGUCGAGCCGUUGCGCUGGGACAUCGAUCAAUAUAAGCAUCGGAGUGUCCGGAACGCGGCGCUGCGGACGCUGGCAGCAUUCGCCAGGUCCGCGUUUGGCCUCGUACAGCUGGCCGUCAGCAGCUGGGCCAUCCCACGCCUCGCGACUCUGCUGGCUUCGUGCAUAGACGAGCUCUACGAUGGUGACAUGCGGUAUGAGUCUUGCGAGGAGGACGAUUCGCGGAAGGAGUUGCAGACCAUGGUGGCGAACACGGUGCUACUCCUGCACACGAUCAUCACGAGCCCGGCCACGGCCGACCUGGCCAACGUGUCGGGGAAAUUGGCGAAGUCGGCGGCGGGGUCACAAAAGUACCUGCUUAGCCUUGGGAGGUUGAAUUUCUCGGAUGAUCUUGUCUCGGAGGACACGGCCGAACUGGCGCACGAGCUCCUCGAACUAGCAGUAACGCCGGAAGAGGGCGAGGGACUGGGACGGUUCUUUGGGGGGUGA